AUGGAUGCGCUCGAAGGCAUGUUUUCCGAGCUCGAGGAGCUCAGAGCCAAGCAUUCCGAGCUUGGACGCAACUUCGAAAAUGCCGCAGCUAAUCUACUUUCCUACGGCCCUGCUGUGCACUCUGAUGCUACUGUGCAACAGAUGCGACAGCAUCUGGCGCAACGCGAUGCUCAGAUCGCUGUGGAGAAGCAGACCCAGCAGAAGCUGCGAGCUGACUUGCUGGCUAUCCGGGAACAGUCAGAGCAUUUGAUGCAGCUGGUCCUCGAAGAGGCCGUCAACGGAAGCAGACACAGCGCUACCGCCAGCCAGACUCAAGCAGACUCAAUGGGAGCAUUCUCUGCAGGCCUUCAGCACCCUGCGACAGGUCAGCGCUUCGUGGCAACAGGAUCACCGCGCACGAGCGGAGCUUUGCGGUCUCGCUAUGGACAAGGUCUGCCCAGGACACAUGGCAAUCCGCGAAGAUACUGA
This is a messenger RNA of Symbiodinium sp. CCMP2592, 468 nucleotides long. The record is from the annotation of a GenBank genome assembly. NCBI's taxonomy places the organism in Eukaryota, Dinophyceae, Suessiales, Symbiodiniaceae.